AUGGCUCCAAGAGACAAAAAGGUACAACUUGACCUUGAAAAAGGACUAACAAGUGAUGAAGAACAUCAAAUUAAGAGCCCAUUUCCAGGCCCUAAAAACAAGGCAAAAUUAUUGCUUUCCAUGUUUAGAGGCAGCUUUUCGGAUAAUUCAGACGACGGAACAUCUUUACCCACCGAUCCUUCAAAUUCCGGUAGCGCAUUCACGAUGAGCAUGAACAAGGAAGAACAAGAGAGCAAAGAUGGUAAAGAGAACAACAAAAAUAAGAAUAACAAAGGAGUAGGAAAAGAGAAACGUAAUAAAAAGGCUCCAAAGCCUCCAAGGCCACCAAAGGGUCCUACUUCGGAUGCUGCUGACUAUAAGUCGAUUAGGGAGUUAACUGAGUUGGCUCGUUUGGAACGGGCUAAAAUUGAGAGGAUGAGAGCCUUGAAGAAGAUGAAAGCUACCAAGGGAACAUCUAAUAAUACCACCAUAUUUGUCAUGCUCUUCACCAUUUUUUUGUGUGUUAUCAUCAUCUAUCAAGGUAACAUAUUCAUAUCUUCAAGGUUAAUUUCAAUUCCAUAUGAUUGA
Molecule: messenger RNA, 567 nt
Organism: Hibiscus syriacus
Lineage: Eukaryota; Viridiplantae; Streptophyta; Magnoliopsida; Malvales; Malvaceae
Product: histone H1B-like
Exons: 1
Coding region: 1-567 (188 amino acids)
Source: RefSeq, a predicted model, not a curated record